UUCUUGUGUUAUUUCGUACACUGUUUUUAACAUUAAAUGGAAACAUAACUUAUCUUUUCAUGUCAAGGAAUGGAACAAAAAAAAAUGUUUUGAGGUUAAUAUAAAUAAGAUUUUUAAGGAAAAGUCAAGCAGUGAGUGUGUUGUUCUUUUGUCUAGUGCCAAAAAAAAAUAAACACAUUAAGAGAGCUUAUUGAUUACCUUCACCUCAUAAGAACAAACAGGAAUGACAGAUCGAGUUAUAUUAAACUUCAAGUCUGGCCUUUUAACAAGGUUUCUUUCUGUCACACGUGAGUUGAAAAAGCAUAAAAAGCAACUCGUUGGAAGGAGAUUUUAUUCAAUUCAGGAGAACAUUUAAAUGACAAGUUGUGACAAUCAAGACGAAGAACUCGUUUUAUUAAUUGGCGAUUUUCAUAUUCCUAAUUAUGCAACGCAUCUUCCUAAAAAAUUUCAAGAGCUUUUAGUUACGGACAAAAUUUCACAUGUAUUAUGUACAGGAAAUUUAGGCUCGAAAGAAAUUUAUUCAUUUAUCCACAAAAUCGCUCCUAACGUUCACAUUGUUUUAGGAGACAUGGAUGUGGAACUUCCCGGGUAUAAAGAGCCAGCUACGUUUCCUGAAUUCAUUGUUACCACCAUUGGAGGUAUACGUAUAGGUCUCAUACACGGGCAUCAACUUUUGCCUACACCUUCCCAAGAAGCUUUGAUUUCCUGGCAGCGUAGUCAGAAUUGUGACAUUGUCGUUUCAGGUUUCACUCAUCAAAAAAACGCUGAAAGAAUUUAUGGCAAAACAUAUAUUAACCCGGGAUCAGCCACUGGUGUUGGAAAACCUUACUACUCUAAGCCUACCACACCUACCUUUAUGUUAAUGUCUGUAGACAAAAACACAAAGUGCGUUCGACUUUAUGCUUACGAACUUGUUAAUAAUAACGUCGUACCGUCAAUGAGCCAAUUUUCCACUGACUCCUAGUAACCAUUAUAUCAAAACUUUUCACACUAGAAAACAAAUACACUACAACUUAGUUACAUCACAAUACACAUCAACAAAAGGUAUAUUUCUACAAAAAAAUAAUGUUAGCCGAAAUGGCCUUUAAGGUUGCACCUUUACGAGUAGAGUGAAAACU
Molecule: messenger RNA, 1118 nt
Organism: Hylaeus volcanicus
Lineage: Eukaryota; Metazoa; Arthropoda; Insecta; Hymenoptera; Colletidae
Product: vacuolar protein sorting-associated protein 29-like
Exons: 3
Coding region: 356-964 (202 amino acids)
Biological process (GO): retrograde transport, endosome to Golgi; intracellular protein transport
Cellular component (GO): retromer complex; endosome
Source: RefSeq, a predicted model, not a curated record